AUGCUGUGCUACACGAUUCAAAACUCCCUUCAUCCUUUACAGCUUCUAGAUAGAAACUUGCUUCUCCAACAAAUAAUCCAGAAAUAACCAAAAGCCCAAGGAAAUCUACAGAGUAACCCUAUUAAUUCUUAAAAACACGGCACUAGCAUCACUUCACAAGGAGAAAGCAAGCUUACAAUAUUAUCUCCAAGAAAAUAAUUCUUGAAUAAUAAUAAUGUUGGAAAUCAUCCGUUUACAGUUUAAAAUAAUCCAGCGGGGUAAGAGGAAAGAAAUAGCACCACUAGCUAGAAAUCAGGUUUUAACUUCAAUUUCAGUAAGAGCUCCAAAAAUGGUGUAUCAUAGCUGACUACAAAGUCAGGCUAGCCAUCACAGAAUUUGAUAAGCGGCACAGUCUAGAAUACUGCUGCUUCUUACCCAGCCAGCAGGACCACCAAUACUUCACCAGUAGUUAAAUAAAUGGAGAAAAUGCAAUCUACAUCACCAAUGAUACAUCACUCUCCAUCUCCAUAAGUAGCCUCAUCUUAAAAAGUAUCGCCAAUAAGGACUGUCUCUCCAGGUGAGAAAAUAGUGAUUAAAAAAUCUGAAAUAAAAUUUAAGCAUUCAAAUAGUAGUCUUAAUGAGUAUGACUCCAACAAUGAUAGGUAUAAAGAAUCUAAUACAAGUCCUCCAGUUAUUCAUGCCGCCUAUAAUGAUAUCAGCUAGAAUAAAACCACAGCUGACUCUACAAAUGGUGGUUAGGGGAAACAACUAGCAUUUGAUUUCAUUAAAAAUAUGCUGGGAUUCAAUAGCAAUGCCAAUAGUCACACGUAGUAAUUAUAAGAUUAGCUAUAGAAUUCUGAAAAAGAUGAAAUGGGUGCUACUCUUAAAAAGAAGUUUGUAAAGUUUGGCUCUCCUGGAUUCAAUCACAAAGUUUUGAAGAAGUAGAAUGUUAACUUUGUUUUGGACAUGAAGAAGCAUGGAAUUUAAAAAGACAUUGAGAGCGUCAAGGCAAUGAGAUAUUAUCUAGAAAACAGCCCUGUCCAGAGUGAAAAUACUAGCAUUAUUGAUAUUUCACAAUCUCCCAAUGAUGUUGUGCUACUUAAAAAAGCUUAAAGUUGCUAAUAAGGAGACCCUAAAUCAUAUAGUGCAUUAGAUUAAAAUCCUCCAACUCAAAGCACUUAACAAAUGCUCUUAGAGAUUGAAACUAACUACAAGCCAGAGGAAAAGCAAGCUUUCGAUGAGAAGAAAAUCUCGCCAAGUAAUGAGUAAAACUAUAUUUUCCCUUUCUAGAGACGAGCACGAUCACAUAGUCCUCCAAAGGAUGUCAAUCUUGGGGAUAAUAGCCAAAAUAGUCAGACUAGCAUCCAAAAUGAGUCACCUCCAGGUGUGAUAGUGGGUGGUACAGGGUUUAAGUUCCCAGGAGACUAAAAUGUUGCAAGUAAAUUGCAAAUUCAAGGAACUGGAUAAAAUAGUAAGAUACACUAGAGAACCAACUCAGGGCCUAUUAUACCCGAUAGAAAUUGCAUUGAAAAUGUAAUUAGAAAUACCCCAGGAAUAUUCUUUGGAAUGGGACCUCAUCUCGGUAAAAACUAUGAGGAAAGAUAGGAAUAGAUCUAUUAGGAAUUAGAGCAUAAGAUACUAAAAGGAUAAGAAGUCGAUGAUUGGGCCUAGGAAGAGGAGAACAAAAGAGAAUCAGCCUCCAAACGCUAAUCAGUUUUAAAUAAAGUAGGAGGGAUGCAGCAAAGCCAGAUAAAUAAUCAGUUCUAGUAGAACGGUUUUAUAGGAGAUGCAGAUGAUGUUGAAGAUGAUGAUGGAGAUGGAGACUAGGACAGCAAUGAUUGGAUGUUUUAAACAUUCGAAAAGAAAAAUCAGAACGCGAUGAAGUCUAAAGGUUUAAAUGAACACAAAAUGAAAAACAACAAAGUGGGAAAUAUAGGGAAAAAUGAUUUGGAUUAAAAUGACUUUGAAGAUGAGUUGAACAUUUAUGAUGAGGACGAGAGCAUAAAUCAGUUUGGAACUGACAACGGAGGCACUGCUACUACAGGCGGUGGUUUUACAAAUAUGCUGGAUAAAUGGAUGAACUAAAUGUGA
This is a messenger RNA of Stylonychia lemnae, 2070 nucleotides long. The record is from the annotation of a GenBank genome assembly. Lineage: Eukaryota; Ciliophora; Spirotrichea; Sporadotrichida; Oxytrichidae.